AUGUCGCUCGCUUGGCUUCGGAAUCACGCGCGCAACCGCCAUCGCGGUAUAACCAGGACCCGCUCCAAUAGUCAGCGCCUUGUAGCAACAAUGCAAGCACACCGCCAAUUCGCCAGUACUAAUGAGGCCCAUGCCUUUCGAGUCACCUAUGACAGCUCCUUUGUCGUUGACAGCAGUGUCACGUCCCGAGAUGCUAACUGGAUUAGCGACGAGCAAUACAAGCGCCAAUACUUCCGUCUCGGGUGGAAAGUGACCCCGAUACGCAAGGAUGGCAACUGCCUCUUUCGAGCUUUAAGUGACCAGCUCUACGGACACGAACGACGCCACUUAGAGCUGCGUCGACGUCUGGUGGACUUUAUUGACCUGGAACGCGCCUUCUUCGAACCGCUUCUGGGUGGACAAGGGGGAAUCAUUGAGUACUGCUCGCGACUUCGUGAAGCAGGUGCGUCGGGAGGCCAAUCGGAGCUUCUCGCUGCAUCGAGACUGCUGGGUGUCAACAUUAUAGUACACACGGGACCUGUCAAACGACUGCACUUCGACACUGACAAGUACGCAAGGACUAAGGAAGGCAAGGGCAAGACGAUCAACCUGCUGCUCCAGCACGAGCAUUACAGCAGUCUUCGCAAGAGUGCGAAACCUCUUCACCAGCAGCAUGGAUGUUCCGAUACGUGCUUGUGCAAGCGACUUGUGACUCCGUCCAGAGCUUCACUUGACUCCCGUGCAUCUCGUGAUGCUCAUCCGUCAGAUUUAUGGUCAGGUCAGCGUAAUUCAGACUUGGACACACGCAGCUCUCUUGUUGACAUCGGAUCAGAGAAGCGUAGACGAGCUCCGAUGGCGAAAGGUGCCUAUGGACGCAAGCCUGUGCCGGACGCAGACACGAAAAGUGGCAAGGAUAGUUCAGUUCGCAAGAAAUUACAAAAGACCCCGGUCAAGCCACAGUCCCGACCACCUCCUCCACCAGAAAAGCCAAAAGCUUUGCCACCGGCGCCUCCAUCUCAUUAUGUGCCAGCCAAGCCAAAGACUCCAGCUCCUGCACCACCUACCAAGCCCAUGCCUCUCGUGCAUGCAGCAAUUAAUAAACCGAAGACUGUGGCGCCAUCGGCCAAGGUACCAUCAACUAGGUCACAGCCUUCAAUCCGUGUGCAAUACAAGGCAGCACCGCCUCGUACGAAACUGCCUGCAGUGAGAUCCAAAGGCCCUGGCGUGGUGCUCUUCCAGCCGGAGUCGUUGAAGCCUGUGAAGCCGAGGGCUCCGCUAGCGGUGCUGUUUGACCCUGAGCAGACUCCUGCAUCUAGACCUACAUCCACUCCGGUGUUCAAGAAGGCAACGGUGAACACGAGAACGCCUGUAAAGCCUAGGUCGGCUGUGGAAGAACCUGAGAAUCACGUGGAAGUGCCUCAGUAUGGUAUCCUUCUGCCGCGCCGUGCUGUCUUCAACGGCGGCAUCCGUCGUCGAUCUAGCGCAGCUGCGCUAUCCUUGUUGCAGGAGGUCUCGACAGGUUUAAACACCACUGAUCGUGAGGCAAUGAGCGCCAAAGUCAAGCCGGUGGUAACUGUUGCCAAGGCCGUUAUUACGAUCGAGCCGGCGGCGGCUACAAUCGAAACUGUGAAUCCAGCCAAGCCAAAUCCGCCAGCGCCACGCUCCAUGGAGGUUAAGAAAUCUAGCAAGAAAGUUUUUUGCCAGGGUCGCCCCGUGACAGUGCGCUGA
Molecule: messenger RNA, 1707 nt
Organism: Peronospora farinosa
Lineage: Eukaryota; Oomycota; Peronosporomycetes; Peronosporales; Peronosporaceae
Source: the annotation of a GenBank genome assembly